Molecule: messenger RNA, 3043 nt
Organism: Oryctolagus cuniculus (rabbit)
Lineage: Eukaryota; Metazoa; Chordata; Mammalia; Lagomorpha; Leporidae
Source: RefSeq, a predicted model, not a curated record
UGAUCGACCUGCUGACUGUGGGCGAGUCCCGGCAGAUGGUGGCUGUGGCAGAGAAGAUCCGGACAGCCCUACUCACUGCUGGGGACAUCUACCUCUUGUCCACCUUCCGCCUGCCCCCCAAGCAGGGUGGCGUCCUCUUUGGCCUCUACUCUCGCCAAGACAACACACGAUGGCUGGAGGCCUCUGUCGUGGGCAAGAUUAACAAAGUGCUGGUGCGGUACCAGCGUGAGGAUGGCAAGGUCCACGCAGUGAACCUACAGCAAGCAGGCCUGGCCGACGGGCGCACGCACACAGCUCUCCUGCGUCUCCGAGGUCCGUCCCGACCCAGUCCUGGCCUGCAGCUCUAUGUGGACUGCAGACUGGGAGACCAACACGCUGGUCUUCCAGCACUGGCUCCCAUCCCCCCCGCGGAGGUCAGUGGGCUGGAGAUUAGGACUGGACAGAAGGCUUAUCUAAGGAUGCAGGGCUUCGUGGAGUCUAUGAAACUUAUCCUGGGCGGUUCCAUGGCCCGGGUAGGUGCCCUGAGCGAAUGUCCAUUCCAAGGGGACGAGUCCAUCCACAGUGCAGUGGCCAACGCCCUGCACUCCAUUCUAGGGGAGCAAACCAAAGCGCUGGUCACCCAGCUCACCCUCUUCAACCAGAUCCUGGUGGAGCUGCGGGAUGACAUCCGAGACCAGGUGAAGGAGAUGUCCCUGAUCCGAAACACCAUCAUGGAGUGUCAGGUGUGCGGCUUCCACGAACAGCGUUCCCACUGCAGCCCCAACCCGUGCUUCCGAGGCGUGGACUGCAUGGAAGUGUAUGAGUACCCUGGCUACCGCUGUGGGCCCUGCCCCCCGGGCCUGCAGGGCAACGGCACCCACUGCACCGACAUCAAUGAGUGUGCUCACGCUGACCCCUGCUUCCCGGGUUCCCGCUGUGUCAACACCAUGCCCGGCUUCCACUGUGAGGCCUGUCCUCGAGGGUACAAGGGCACACGGGUGUCCGGUGUGGGCAUCGACUACGCCCGGGCCAGCAAGCAGGUCUGCAACGACAUUGAUGAAUGCAAUGAUGGCAACAAUGGCGGCUGUGACCCCAACUCCAUCUGUACCAACACUGUGGGCUCCUUCAAGUGUGGUCCCUGCCGCCUGGGUUUCCUGGGCAACCAGAGCCAUGGCUGCCUGCCCGCGCGGACGUGCCACAGCCCAGCCCACAGCCCCUGUCACGUCCAUGCUCACUGUCUCUUUGAACGCAAUGGUGCAGUGUCCUGCCAGUGCAAUGUGGGCUGGGCAGGGAACGGGAACGUGUGCGGCCCCGACACAGACAUAGACGGCUAUCCGGACCAGGCCCUGCCCUGCAUGGACAACAACAAACACUGCAAGCAGGACAACUGCCUCUUGACACCCAACUCCGGGCAGGAAGAUGCUGACAACGACGGUGUGGGGGACCAGUGCGAUGAAGACGCUGACGGGGACGGGAUCAAGAAUGUCGAGGACAACUGCCGGCUGUUCCCCAACAAGGACCAGCAGAACUCGGACACAGAUUCAUUUGGUGAUGCCUGUGACAACUGUCCCAACGUUCCCAACAAUGACCAGAAGGACACAGAUGGCAACGGAGAAGGAGACGCCUGUGACAACGACGUGGAUGGGGACGGCAUCCCCAACGGACUGGACAAUUGCCCUAAAGUACCCAACCCACUACAGACAGACAGGGAUGAGGAUGGGGUGGGAGACGCUUGUGACAGCUGCCCCGAGAUGAGCAACCCCACCCAGACAGAUGCAGACAGCGACCUGGUGGGCGAUGUGUGUGACACCAAUGAAGACAGCGACGGCGACGGGCAUCAGGACACCAAGGACAACUGCCCACGGCUGCCAAAUAGCUCCCAGCUCGACUCGGACAACGACGGACUAGGAGACGAGUGUGACGGGGACGACGACAAUGACGGCAUCCCAGAUUACGUGCCUCCGGGUCCCGAUAACUGUCGGCUGGUGCCCAAUCCCAAUCAGAAGGACUCAGAUGGCAACGGCGUCGGCGACGUGUGUGAGGACGACUUUGACAACGAUGCGGUGGUCGACCCCCUCGACGUGUGUCCCGAGAGUGCAGAGGUGACCCUCACAGAUUUCCGUGCCUACCAGACCGUCGUCCUGGAUCCUGAGGGUGACGCUCAGAUUGACCCAAACUGGGUCGUGCUUAACCAGGGCAUGGAAAUCGUUCAGACCAUGAACAGUGACCCCGGCCUGGCGGUUGGCUACACGGCCUUCAAUGGCGUGGACUUUGAAGGCACCUUCCAUGUGAACACAGUGACUGACGACGACUACGCAGGCUUUCUCUUCAGUUAUCAGGACAGCGGCCGUUUCUAUGUGGUCAUGUGGAAGCAGACGGAGCAGACCUACUGGCAGGCCACGCCCUUCCGGGCCGUGGCUCAGCCAGGGCUGCAGCUCAAGGCAGUGACUUCAGUGUCGGGCCCAGGAGAGCACCUCCGGAAUGCCCUGUGGCACACAGGCCACACCCCUGACCAGGUCCGGCUGCUGUGGGCUGACCCACGAAACGUGGGCUGGCGCGACAAGACUUCCUAUCGAUGGCAGCUGCUGCACCGGCCUCAAGUCGGCUACAUCCGGGUGAAGCUCUAUGAGGGUCCCCAGCUAGUGGCGGAUUCUGGGGUGAUCAUUGACACCUCCAUGCGAGGGGGGCGUCUUGGUGUAUUCUGCUUCUCCCAAGAAAACAUCAUUUGGUCCAACCUGCAGUACCGAUGCAACGACACAGUGCCCGAGGACUUUGAGCCAUUCCGGAGGCAGCUGCUCCAGGGAAGGGAGUGAGGAGGUGUCACCGGAUUCAGAAUCCUGGUUUUAGACCCUUUGGCUUUGGGGUCCAUCCUGGAGACCCUGGGGUCUAGGCUGCAGCCCCUCGGGGCACCCACAAACCCUCCUCUGGCCCUCCACGGAAUUCAGCCACAGAGGGCUUAGUGACCCCACUGGUCAGGGCAUGGGGAAUCAUCACGGGGUAUUACUCAGGCACUAACCCAGGAAAGACAACACCCCCAUUGCCAUAAAGUCCGGUUGUUUUCUAA